AUGGAGUCCUUGAGAAUUUUGUGGAUACUACUGUAUAAAUGCUGGCUAGUGCGCAAAAGACAUUGGCUGGGCACUCUGCUCGUCGAGAUUCUGAUACCGAUAGGCUUGAUCCUUUGCCCUUGGGGGCUGCUAGGCAACGCCUUCGAAGCGCCCGUGGUCGUCAACUCGGACACGCACUACCAAAAGUACUCGCUUCGUCAGCUUCUUCAAGUUUUUGGCGAUAGUAUAAAAUUAGCUUACACACCGAACAACACGUUCGUCAACCAGUUGAUGAUGGAAGUGAAUCGCUGCUCGGAAGACAGGUUUGGAAUCAAAGGAUACCAAUCGGAAGCCGACGCGGUCAACGACACUGUUAAAGCACUGGGCUUUAAUGGCGUAGUCGUGAUAUUCGACGAGUCGACCGACUUUUCAACCAAACAAUUGCGUUACACGUACAGAAGUUUUAGACUCCUGAGCGGCGAUUUGUACAAUAAAUACGAGAACAUGACUUAUUUCAAUUAUAUUUCAAAUCGACCGCUUGCCCAAUUGCAAAUUUGUCUAGACAAGUCGUUCGUCAAAGCCAAAAGCGACAAAACAAUCUCUGAAAUGUACGUACAGCGAAUGCCAUAUCCAGCACACGUUCUGCCCAAUCCCAUCGAAGACAGCUUCAGAUUGAUGUACGUAAUUUUCUUGGUUGUCGCUCUGAUGUUUCCACUUUUCGUCGAGACUGCCAGAGCCACGAACGAAAAGUUCGUCGGCAUGAACGUUCUGAUGUCGAUGAACGGCAUUUCCAAUAGCUCGAAUCUGCUCAGCUGGAUAGUCAGCGGACUCGUAUUGCUGACUGUGUUCUGCGUCAUACCGACCGUAGCGCUGCUGAUCUCGUCGUCCGGAGAAGGCAUGCCUUUCGUGAAGUACGGUAAUCCGCUCAUUCUGUUUCUGACUCUCUUUCUGUACGUGGUCGACAUGCUGGCCUUCGGAAUGCACUUGUCGGCAUAUUUUACCAAAGCUAUACUCGUGACCUUUGUCAUCAUGGCGCUCAGCAUAGUACCGAUCGUUCUGGCGAUAUUCGUAUUCAAAGAAAAUAAUCUUUACCUCGCGCCUUACGCUGGCAUCGUCUUUCCUAAUAUUCUGCUGUACCAGGCGGUGCAAGAAAUCCGCGAUUACGAAGGCACAGCGAGGGGCGUCCAGUGGAGCAACCUGUUCGCGAGCGCGAAUCCAGCGACCGGGUGCGCCGGCUACAUGGGGAUCAUCUUGCUGUUCUUCGCGAUAGGAGCAGCUCUCCACUUCGGCCUCGCGAUCUACGUGUACGCGAUCAAGCCUGGAAAAUUCGGCGUGGGAAGGCAUCCCUUCUUCUUCUUCUUCGAGACGUAUCAGCGCAAGGGCCAGGCUGACCAGCGCGCGGAGGACUUGGCGUACGGCUACUUGGAUGGGACUUUCGAGCGCACGCGCGAGACCGCCUACAGCCCGGGAAUCCAGAUUCGAAAUUUAAAGAAGGCUUACAACAUCGGCCUCUUCGGCCAACAAAAAGUCGACGCGCUGCGAGGCGUCUCGGUCGACUUUUACAAAGGGCAAAUCACCUCGCUGCUGGGACACAACGGAGCGGGAAAGACCACGAUGAUGUCCAUCAUGACCGGUAUGAUAGGCCCUACCGAUGGAUUAGUACUCGUCAACGGGAAAAAUUUGAAGGACAAUGCUUCUGAAAUAAUGAACGAUAUGGGACUCUGUCCGCAAGUAGAUAUGUACUUCGCAAGUCUCACAGUCGCGGAACAAAUGACAUUUUUCGCAAUGGUGAAAAGAAAGGACAAAACGAGGUCUGAGAUUUGGCACGAUGUCCAAAAUCUUUUGCUGAGGCUUCGAUUGUUCGAUAAGAAAAAUGCUUUGCCGAGUACUUUAUCCGGAGGUCAGAAGCGUAGAUUGUGUCUUGGCAUGGCACUUAUAGGUGAUUCAAGCACUUUGAUAUUGGACGAGCCGACGUCGGGAUUGGAUCCCGAAAGCAAACGAGUCAUUUGGGACAUUUUACUUAAAAUGAAAGGCGAAAAAACCAUAGUGAUCAGCACGCACGAUAUGGAAGAGGCUGACAUUCUUGGAGACAAAAUUGCGAUAAUGCAUGCAGGCCAACUAAGGAGUUAUGGAAGUUCGCUGUUCUUGAAAAAAAUGAUAGGUCAAAACAACGUCGAGGUUACUUUGUCGAUCGAGCCAGAAAGCGAUCCAAAGAGAAUCUGUUGGGAGCUACAUCCAGAAGGGAUUAUCACCAGUCAAGAAGCUAGUAAGAUGGUUGUCAGUAUUCCUAACUCGCCGUCAUUGCCAGACAGCUUGGACAAUUUGGAAGAGAAAAAAAAGAGCCUUGGCGUAUCGGGAUUCAGUGUUUCGCUCAUUAGUCUGGAACAAGUCUUCAUCAAGAUGACGCAGGAGCACGAUGGCCCAACAAAGCCACGUCAAGUUAUCGCCAGCAAUGAAAUAAAGUUGACAGGUAUUGCAAUGCACGUGCAAUCCAUAAGAGCACUUUUUGCCAAAAAGCUCACGUACGCUCUGAAAGAUUACUCAACAAUUAUGAUAAAAAUAUUCACGGUAAUAGUAGCGAUAUUAAUUAUCUCCGUUGUUCUGAAAGCGAGCACAUUAUUAAGAGACACCUGGGAAGAGGAGAUUCGUAUGACUCUUGGCAAAUAUCACAAUCCAAUAGUGCUUUACACGACUUACGACAAGACCAUUGGUGAUCACUUUGAAAACAUCGGUAAAAACGAUGGUGGAGACGUCAUCAAAAUCAGCGAGACGAGCCUUGACAAUGAACUUCUAAAUCGUGCCAAAAAAGAUAUCAACAGUUACGAUAACUACAUACUCGCUGGAGCUGAAUUCAUCAACACUACAAACGGUUCGAUUGCCAAUGCCUUCUACUCGGAAAAAGCCACACUCAGUUUGCUAAUAUCUAUCAAUUUGGUUUGGAAUACCAUCAUCAGGAGUAUGCUAGGCUCCGAGUAUUCCAUUACCGUCUCUGCCCAAAAUUUACCGAUAGAGAAUGGCUUUAGUGCUAUCUAUACGUAUGUCUAUGGUUUCGGUACGGCCAUAAUACUCGCGUUAUUCCUUUACUAUGUAGUUGCCAUGUUCAUCAUUCAUCCGACCCGCGAGGCGUAUACAGGCAUCAAGCAGUUGCAGAAGAUGACGGGCAUUUCCGGUUUGGCUUACUGGGGAACUAUGUUCUUGUUUGAUAUGAUAGUCUUUGUAUUUCUAGCUGUUAUUACAAUUAUUGGCUUUAUACUCGUGGAUAGUUCUCUCGGUCUCAAACUUUAUGGCAGCCAUGAAAUUGGGAUUAUGCUACUGCUGUUCGUUUUAUUUGCCAUUAAUGCAUUGCCAUUAAUUUACAUCUUCAGUUUCGUCAAAACGAAAGCUUAUACGAUCGUCAGACUGUUGUCUUAUCUACCGCUAGGCAUUGUGGCGUUCGACUUGAUGAUGUUCCUGGUGGCCUACUUGUUCGAAUAUGAUAAUACAACACAAAUAUUACGUUUGUUUCAAAAGAGAAUAUUUCUCUUGUUACCGCACGAGAGUUUCUUGCACACUCAGAUUAUACUUCAGAUGGUGGCACAGAUCAACGCGAGGUGCAAAUUAUUGCCCAACCAAUUCUACGAUACGCGUCCAGUGUACGACGUAUGUUGGAAUAUGAGAUGUUACAACGGAACCUGUAAACACUACAAAAACUUCUUCGAUCAUUCCGAAUUGAGUAUUUCCUCGAUAGAUAGUAUCGUUUACCUCUGCGUGAUGCCAAUUAUCUUCUUUGGUAUUCUUGCUUUAUUGGAAAAUGGAUUGAUUCAGGCGAUUAAGGCCAAAUUCACGAGGCAUUUUACGAUGGAAUUCAGCGCAGAUGAACAAGUGCAGCGUGAAAAGCUGAUGAUCGCGCAGAAGAUUAUAGAUUUACAAGGAAGCAGAAACUCCAAUAGUGAAGAUUCGUCGAACAGCGAUCGAGUCUUUAUGGUGUACGAAUUACGAAAGAGUUACGGAAACUUGAGGGCAGUGAAGGAUGUUAGUUUUAGCGUCAACCGUCGCGAAUGCUUCGGACUGCUCGGUGUCAACGGAGCAGGGAAAAGCACGACUUUUAGGAUGCUGACUGGUGAAAAAGUACCUGAUCACGGGGAGAUGUAUAUGAGAGAUAAAAGCUUCGUAAAUAACAAAAAAUACUUUUUAUCGCAAAUGGGUUAUUGUCCUCAACACGACGCCAUCCUGAAAUGUUUGAAUUCGUAUGACCACUUGCGACUGUUCGCGCGACUACGCGGUAUUCCCGAGGACCGAGUCGAGAACGAAGUUGACGCGUGGAUCGAAAAACUGAAUCUGACUGCUUGCGCUUCGCAACCGAGUGCUACGUACAGCGGUGGUAAUAAGCGACGACUGAACAUAGCCAUCGCCUUGAUCGGUAGCCCCGAUCUGAUUCUUAUGGAUGAGCCGACGACGGGCAUCGAUCCAGGAGCGAGACGAUCGCUCUGGAACGUCAUCAAGUCUUGUCAGACGGCUGGACAAGCCGUCGUACUGACUUCGCCCAGCAUGGAGGAGUGCGAGGUGUUGUGUAAUAGGUUAGCCAUCAUGGUAGACGGUAAAUUAGUGUGUAUCGGUCCAUCUGAACAAUUGAAGCAGCGAUUUGGAGCCGGUUACGACAUACAAAUCAAGCUAAACUUAGAGAAAGCGAAGACGCAACUGGACAGUAUUAAAAGUGGAAUACCUCGCGUGCUAAAUUGCGUACUCACUGAUGAAAACUUGGGUAAUCUCACGUAUCACGUUGCGCCUACCGGCACAACUUGGAGAUUAAUGUACAAUGCGAUGAACGAAAUGAAAAGGAAGUACGACUGCCUCGAUGACUUUUUAGUGCUUUCGUCGUCAUUGGAACAAUUGUUUUUACUGUUCGCGAGAACAAAACAGCCAACAGCAAUUUGACAGUAUCUAAAUGACUGUAGCGCAGAGUAUUAAAAUUUCGUGAUUUUUAAUAGUUUUUGCGUGUAGGUAAUUCUAUUUAUUUAAUUACCAGAAUUAAAUUACCUAUAAGUUUUCUUAUUUUUUACCGGUAUUUUUAAAAAUCAUUAAUAGUUUUCUUUUGAAUUGAUUGAUCAAUCUCAUCAGUGAACAUUUUUUUCCGAUCUUCUCUAUUGUUUUAUAACUUUAACUUCAGGAGGUAGCAAAUAAUCAA
This is a messenger RNA of Phymastichus coffea, 5143 nucleotides long. Its product is annotated as retinal-specific phospholipid-transporting ATPase ABCA4-like. The coding region runs from base 1 to 4893 and encodes 1630 amino acids. The transcript is spliced from 24 exons. The record is from RefSeq and is a predicted model, not a curated record. Gene Ontology annotation, molecular function: ATP hydrolysis activity; ATP binding; ABC-type transporter activity. Gene Ontology annotation, cellular component: membrane; intracellular membrane-bounded organelle. NCBI's taxonomy places the organism in Eukaryota, Metazoa, Arthropoda, Insecta, Hymenoptera, Eulophidae. Gene Ontology annotation, biological process: lipid transport; transmembrane transport.